GUUUCCAUAGAGACCUUCAAAGAAACAGAAACAGAGAGAAAGAGAGAGAGAUCGAUCGGCCAUGGCGGCAUCACGAUUGAAGCCCUUGGCCGCGGUGGUGGCGGCCACCGGCGCUUCCUUGGCGGCGAUUUCACUGGCUCAGACUCCGGCCACGGCGAGUGACCGUGGCAGCCUCGAGGCUGUUCGGCGGAAGCUCGCUGAUCCCACGGUAAUGGUGCCUCCCAGAGAAGUCCAGGAGUCGGCCUUGAUUGGUUCGAGUCCUACCAGUCCCCUCGAUAUGCUUGUCGUUGGCGGUGGUGCCACCGGGUGCGGCGUUGCCCUUGAUGCCGUUUCGCGUGGGCUUCGUGUUGGACUUGUUGAGCGGGAGGAUUUUUCGUCUGGGACCUCGUCUCGAUCCACGAAGCUCAUCCAUGGAGGAGUUCGCUACUUGGAAAAGGCUGUUUUCAAUCUUGACUAUGGACAGUUAAAACUUGUUUUCCAUGCGCUUAGGGAGAGGAAACAGGUUAUUGAGAAUGCCCCACACUUGUGCCAUGCCUUGCCAUGCAUGACCCCGUGUUUUGACUGGAUUGAAGCAGUUUAUUAUUGGAUUGGACUGAAAAUGUAUGAUCUCGUUGCUGGUAGAAGGAUGCUGCAUUUGUCACGAUAUUAUUCUGAAGAGGAAUCAGCUGAACUUUUUCCUACGUUAGCUAGAAAAGGUCAUGGUAGAAGCUUGAAAGGAACAGUGGUGUACUAUGACGGGCAAAUGAACGAUUCUCGGCUAAAUGUUGGCUUAGCUUGUUCUGCUGCAUUACUGGGUGCGGCGGUGCUCAACUAUGCAGAAGUAAUUUCCUUUAUCAAGGAUGAAUUCGGUGAGCGGGUAAUCGGAGCACGUAUCCAUGAUAAACAAUCAGGCAAAGAGUUUGACACUUAUGCAAAAGUCAUUGUGAAUGCCGCUGGACCAUUUUGUGACUCAGUGAGAAAGAUGGCUAACAAAGAUGCACCCACAAUGAUUUGUCCUAGUAGUGGUGUGCACAUAGUGCUUCCUGAUUACUACUCUCCUGAAGGAAUGGGACUAAUUGUUCCAAAAACUAAGGAUGGUCGAGUUGUUUUUAUGUUGCCGUGGCUUGGAAGGACAGUCGCUGGCACUACAGAUUCUAGCACUUCAAUUACUAUGCUACCAGAACCACAUGAAGAUGAGAUACAGUUUAUAUUAGAUGCUAUAUCUGAUUACCUCAAUGUUCAGGUACGGCGAGUUGAUGUUCUUUCUGCAUGGAGUGGGAUCCGCCCCCUGGCGGUGGAUCCAUCAGCAAAAAAUACUGAGAGUAUUUCUAGAGAUCAUGUUGUAUGUGAGGAUUAUCCUGGUUUAAUUACGAUAACUGGUGGAAAGUGGACCACCUACAGAAGCAUGGCUGAAGAUGCAGUCGAUGCAGCAAUAAAAGCCGGCAAGUUGAACCCAACCAAUGGCUGUUUAACAGACAACCUUCGUAUUGUCGGUGCGUAUGAUUGGGAUCCUGCAUCAUUCACUGUGCUUGCUCAACAUUAUGUGCGCAUGAAAAAGACAUACGGUGGAAAGGUUAUUCCUGGGGUCAUGGACAGUGCUAUCUCCAAGCAUCUGUCUCACGCAUAUGGGACUUUAGCUGAACGUGUGGCCAUUAUUGCUCAGAAUGAGAAUUUAGGAAAGCGGCUUGCCCAUGGGUAUCCUUUCUUGGAGGCUGAGGUGGCAUAUUGUGCAAGAAACGAAUACUGUGAAUCUGCCAUUGAUUUCCUCGCCAGAAGAUCUCGGCUUGCAUUUCUUGACACUGACGCUGCAAGCCGAGCAUUGCCUCGUGUGAUUCAAAUUUUGGCUGCUGAACACAAGUGGGAGAAGGCAAGACAGAAGCUAGAGAUGCAGAAGGCUAAAGAAUUCCUUGAAACUUUCAAGUCAUCCAAAAAUGCGCAAUUUCGUGAUGGCAAGCACACAGGGCAGUGAACUUGUGUGUGACAUACUUAUCCGCAUCAACUCAUCGACCAAAACUGAUCGAAACUCUGCUUUGCAUAGCGGACUUACCCGACAAUAAUAAUCUCAUGAACACCUAUGGUUAUUUUGAUUCCAAAUCAGAUAUGCAAAGUUCCCGUAUUAACUAACAUGCAUAAAAAAGUAGUGAUUUAUACACACGUCUGUGAUGCCCAAUUAACAACAUUCUUGGCACCACUGCACAGUAUUUCACUUUUCCUUUCAUGAGUCCACAAGUAAAUAAAAAUAUAUAUAUAUAUAUAUAUUUAUUCACUUUUUUACAUUU
Molecule: messenger RNA, 2258 nt
Organism: Dioscorea cayenensis subsp. rotundata (Guinea yam)
Lineage: Eukaryota; Viridiplantae; Streptophyta; Magnoliopsida; Dioscoreales; Dioscoreaceae
Product: glycerol-3-phosphate dehydrogenase SDP6, mitochondrial
Exons: 7
Coding region: 62-1948 (628 amino acids)
Biological process (GO): glycerol-3-phosphate metabolic process
Cellular component (GO): glycerol-3-phosphate dehydrogenase (FAD) complex; mitochondrion
Molecular function (GO): glycerol-3-phosphate dehydrogenase (quinone) activity
Source: RefSeq, a predicted model, not a curated record